Daldinia vernicosa is the source of this 876-nucleotide messenger RNA. Its product is annotated as UPF0041-domain-containing protein. The transcript has 3 exons. Bases 108 to 515 code for a protein of 135 amino acids. Gene Ontology annotation, biological process: pyruvate import into mitochondria. Lineage: Eukaryota; Fungi; Ascomycota; Sordariomycetes; Xylariales; Hypoxylaceae. Gene Ontology annotation, cellular component: mitochondrial inner membrane. The record is from RefSeq and is a predicted model, not a curated record.
CGGACACCCGACCAUCUUCCCUUGCCGGCGCGCAAUUUCAACGACAUCACCUACCUCAUAAAUAUUCCCUCCUCGUCCUCAAUUAAUAUUUCGGUGACAGCUUCAAGAUGGCCGCCUUCGUCAAAGCAGCCAACGCCAAGAUUCGGUCGAAUCCGACUCUGAACUACCUCUGUUCGACGCAUUUCUGGGGACCGGCGUCGAACUUCGGUAUUCCCGUUGCCGCUGUGAUGGAUGCGCAGAAAUCACCUGAGCUAAUUUCCGGUUCAAUGACAGGAGCUCUCUGCAUCUACUCAGCGACCUUUAUGCGAUACGCCCUCGCCGUGACGCCUAAGAAUUAUCUCCUCUUCCUGUGCCAUUUCAUCAACGAGGGUUCACAAUUAACACAAGGUUACCGAUACCUCAAAUGGCAUCAUUUGGGUGGCAAAGAGCAGGCUCGUGCCCAGGGCGCCGUAGAAGGAGCCAAGGAAAAGGCUGCCGCAGCCGGUGAUAAGGCUAAGGAGGUCGCCUCAAAAUAAGCUAUUCCAUAUAUCUGGGGUGUUCAUGGCGUCAACUGUCUCUUAUGGAACCUGUCACCGGUGAUAUUAUGCGUUCGACUAGAAAGCCCGCAUGUUUGCGUUCACAGUAAACCCGACCAUUCGGUAGAGGGAUAUGGCGAGAGGAAAUUGGUCUAGAUAGGGCCGGACCUUCAUUGGGGAGGAGCUGCAACAAUUGUAUUUCUAUUGCAUCGAAAGGGGUUUGAGGUCAUUCUCGCGAUAGCUCAUUAGAAUUCAAAUUCUGUUGAUUCCAGUUAUAUCAGCACACGAAUAGAUCAUUAAAGAAGGAUAAUCGUAUGUUAUCCAGCCAUCCUCUUACUUAAAGAUGUUUCUGAAUAUCUGA